Haliotis rufescens (red abalone) is the source of this 6582-nucleotide messenger RNA. RefSeq names its product polycomb group RING finger protein 1-like. Gene Ontology annotation, cellular component: PRC1 complex. The transcript has 8 exons. The record is from RefSeq and is a predicted model, not a curated record. Gene Ontology annotation, molecular function: promoter-specific chromatin binding. NCBI's taxonomy places the organism in Eukaryota, Metazoa, Mollusca, Gastropoda, Lepetellida, Haliotidae. Bases 121 to 849 code for a protein of 242 amino acids. Gene Ontology annotation, biological process: negative regulation of transcription by RNA polymerase II.
CUUUACUUUCAUUUUCUACACUUCCGGUUUGACAUUACUUCCGGGCGUAAUGCAUGAGGAACGCAAUUAAACGUACUUUACGUUGAUUUGUUAGCGUUACAUUUGACAUUCAUUACUCUAAUGAUGGAUGAAUCAAUGAUGCACAUUCGAAUCCGUGAUGUGAAUCCCAACAUUGUGUGUUCCCUCUGUGCUGGCUACUUUAUUGACGCCACAACUAUCACAGAAUGUCUCCAUACAUUUUGCAAGAGUUGCAUUGUAAAGUACCUUCAGACCAGCAAGUGUUGUCCCCAGUGCAAUGUCAAAGUUCAUGAGACGCAGCCAUUGUUUCAUCUGCGAGCUGAUCGCACACUUCAAGACAUUGUGUACAAACUGGUUCCGGGGCUGUUUGAAAGUGAAGAAAAAAGAAGAGAAGAAUUCAACAAGGCCAGGGGAACCAUCACAGUGAAAAAGGAUGGCAAGGAAAAGAAGAUAGAAGAGAACCAGUUGGCUCCUCGUCUGUCCAGCAUCCUCAACAACCCCCAGAGUUACAUGUACAGAUAUGAUGAACAGAUCUGUCUCUGCCUAGAGAGGUUUGGACAUCAGACUGUGUCACAUCAUGGAAAGAAUGUGCAGCUGCAGCCGUUAGAGAAGAAGUUUGUUCGGUGCUCCAUUCGUGUCCUCAUCUCCCAUCUCAAGUCCAUGCUGUACAAGAAACUGGGCAUCCCAUCUGCACUGAAGUUGGAGGUGUUGUGUGGGGAGGAGGAGAUGGCGGAUGAAAUGUCCAUGAAGCAGAUCUAUCUCAUGUACUGGUGCCGGGAAGUGCCAAUGACAUUGUUCUACCGAAUCCAAGAACCAUGGAUGAUAACGUGAGAGUAGCCCAAUCAUCGUUUCAAAUCUGUCCAAGACACCCGGUGAUAUCACAUCACUCCCAUCUGAUCACUGUCAGGACAACAAUAGAGUUGUUGCCAUGGCAACUGAGCAAUGGCAGCGUUCGUGACAAUUUGUGUUGUUUCCUGCGCUUCCUUAUCGUGCAUGACUGAUCUGCUGAAGAUUGUUACAUUUGUGAUCUUGUACAGUACAGCUUCUCAUGGCAGCAUUAUCGUGUAGACUAUUUCACGGUCAGCCAUCAAAGACAUGUCAUCUCAUCUAUGUUGUCCAUUACAAAAGGAACAGCUUUCCUUGUCAAAUGUGGUGUAAAAAGAUAUGCAAGCAAACACUGGAUAGGGAAGAAAGACUUGUUAGCCAACUGUGUGAUCAUCUUCAUGUACAAGAGAAUGACAAGAAUGAAAAGUCAUUUAUCACGUUUCCACAUUCAGUAUGGCUCAGAUUCCAAUGCUGGGGUCUUCAUCUAAAUGCCAGUUCACUGAACCCCAUUAAUCCAGAAAACUUGUCUGGAUUAUUCAGUUUCCUGGUUACCAAAUCAGGGGUACAGAAUGAUGCCCUACAUGCAAUAGAAGUUAAACUACAGCUGAUUUUUCUUAUACUCUUUUGAGAAGUGUAUAGCUGGAUGUUUCUCACACUAAACAGACUAACAGGGUCCAAUUUCAUGACCAUGAGAUCUUUCACUCCGGUCCAAUACCUUUGUAUGCUUGCCGUAAAAGGCGACUAUGCUUGUUGUAAAAGGCGACUUAACAGGAUCGGGUGGUCAGGCUCGCUGACUUGGUUGAUGAAUGUCAUCGUAUCCCAAUUGCGUGGAUCUAUGUUUAUGAUGUCAAUCACUGGAUUGUCUGGCCCAGACUAAAUUUUUUACAGACUGCCGUCAUAUAGCUUGAAUAUUGCCGAGUGCGGCGUAAAACAACAAACCAAACCAAAACUUUGCAUGUGAAGAUUUGAGGACACCUCAGUAGGAUAGGGAACUUUCUAACAGCCAAUCAGUGUUAAGGCUUCUAAAUUCUCAGUACGAGUGUGUUAAGCAUUCAGACAACCAAUUUAACGAAGGAAUUCCAAAAUCCAAAACUUAAAAAAACAGCACCACUAUAUUUUUGGGGAUAUGUUACACAUCCUGGUGUUUCAGUGCAUCAUGGGAUCUACACCAAAAAUAUUGUACUGUCGAGUGUAUAUUGUGUUCUGUCUUGGUUUUCUUUUGCGAACAUGGAUUUAAAAAAAAAGAGUUAAAUUUUUAGAUUUCCUAAAUGCAUUGGUUUCAUUUCUUCAGAACCUCCAUUCUUAAGAAAAGAAACCAAUGCAUUUAGGAAAUCUGACAUUUGAUUGGCUCACACAUCCUACAUUUAUAUUGGGUGAUCAAAGUUUAGAGUUUAUCUGAUACAACCUUCUAUGGAGGUGUCCACAGAUCUUUAUGCAGAGAAAAGAUGUAAGAGUGAAAAGAAAUGAUUAUUAUAAGAUGGAACAGUUGCAAGUAACAGGGCUUUAUACGGAGAUAAAUGUCAGUAGAGGGUGCCAUCAACCCAGUCGUUACCGUUAAAGGAACACAUCACUUAUUCUUGGUUGCAAGGAUGGAAGAUUUUUCUUCUAAAAUGUAUUAGGCCGUUGACAGUUUACCUAUUUCUCAUGCAUCAUGCCAGUCCUGUGAUUGUGAAGCAUGCUGUGUGAAGGGUCAGUUGUGGUUAUGUCCUGUACAAACAUCGGAUUUAAUAUUUGUUUUGUGAAUGUCAAAACUGGAGUUUGAUUUGAAGGUUUAUUUUCUUGCCUUAACCAUGACACGAUGGUUUCUCAUGUGUGUUCUGUAUGUGUAUUGAGACCAAAAGCCUGUUGACUUCCAAUGAGAAUUUCUUGUUUUUAUGGCCUUACUCGCACUAAAUCUAUUUCAAAUUUGGCAUCCUCCCCAUGUUGCUGAAAAGAUAAAAUAGUUCAUUAUCAUGAUAAUCACUCAACUAUUGCAGUAGUAAUCAAGAGGAGUGAGUUUGGUUUUACGCCACAUUUAACAAUAUUCCAGCAAUAUCAUGGCGGAGGAUGCCAGAAAUGGGCUUCACACAUGGUACCCAUGUCGGGAAUCGAACCCGGUUCCUCGGCGUGACGAGCGAACACUUUAACCACAAGGCUACCCGACCACCCCUAAUCAAGAGGAGAAACUCAACGGAAUAUUGUGGAAUCUGGUUUUUACAACACAUUCUUCAAAUGUUUGGGGGGGGGGGGGGGGGUUGUGUGUGAACUUUCUAUUUACUUCUAAGUGAAGCCCACAUACUAAAAUAUCAGAAAAUAUGUAAUGUAAUGUACAUCAUGAAAUUUGGCAUGAGAGUGUUGUUAGUUAAUAAGAUCUAUGGAAUGUGUCACGAAAUUUAUGUGAUUGACGCUUACAUUUUUACUACAAAAACUAAUCAGCAGACUUGGGUCAACAGUGUUAUGCUGGUAAUCAUGAGAAUAUUUGACAACAAAGAUGCCGCCAUACAUGGUUGGCAACUGUCAUCACUGCUUGGACAUCUUGUGACAAACUGACCACACUUGACCUGCAACUUGGUGAGAAGCACUGUCUAAGUCUAGUGCUCUAUUACUCUGUUUAUUGUGAGCUUUGUUAUGUGUCAUUGUUUCCGCCUGUGUACACUGCACCUGACAUGACAUUACAGCAUGCUGUAAAAAUUGUCUGUACUCAACACAAGAAAAUAUUGACAGUCAUGUAGGGGGCACUUAGAAUAUUGCUUCCCUGAAGGUCAGGUUGGUGCUUAUUGGAGCAGAGUGCUUAAUAUGGCGAAUGUAUGCUCAAAUUCUCAGCCCCCUGGGGAGUAUACAUAAAAAAAGUGGAGUUUGAACAACUUGAAUCACACUUGCUUGGACUUUCUCCCGAGCAUAGCCCCUUUAAUGAAGAUGUUCAUCACUGUGGAUUGUUUAAGAAUGAUUAUAACAUCAAAUUUGACACGAAUGUACUGGUGAUGCACCAGACUGUUCAGAUAAUGUAAAUAGACCCAAGAAGAUCGGAGGAGCAGAGGUCUUCAGCAUCCCAUGCUUGUCAUAAAAGGUGACUAACGGGAUUGGGUGGUCAGGCUAACUGACUUGGUUGAUGCAUGUCAUCGAUCCAUAUUGCGUGGGUUGAUGCUCACGAUGUCAGUCACUGGAUUGUCUGGUCCAGACUCGAUUAUUUACAGACUGCCGUCAUAUAGAUGGAAUAUUGCUGAGUGCGGCGUUGAACAACAAACAAACAAAGAUAAUGUAAAUAGAAUGUGAUGUCUGCAAAAUUGUUGACUUAUCUCAUUUGCCUGAAAAUGUGAUGUUACAUGUGAUGUGUGUGAAGGAUCCUAAUUGCAUAGAUGGAUGUUCCUGAUGUCAGUCACUGGAUUGUCUGGUCCUGACUCAAUUAUUUAUAGAUGCCUUAGCUUGUGAAAAAAAGGUUGUGCAAGUCCCUAUGACUAGACAGAAAGAAAUGAACCCAAAACAUUUACUAGUUUGAAUAGGGAUAAGAUGUAUAGAUACUAGGGCUGGGACGCGUCAAAAUGUAAUACCCGAGUACCUGAUCUCCCUAUUACCUGACCCUACCCGGGUACCUGUUGUAGGUGUCAAGGUUGGGUACAAAAUGUCCGAUUGGGAAUUGUUUUACUAGAGCCAUGUCAAAAACUAUUUAGAUACACGUAUAAAAUGAUCUGAUCAUGCAUACACUGAACUUGACUGAAGUUUUAUCUUUACAUAAACACAUAAAAGUCAGAAAGAAUGCAUGCAUAGUCAGAAAACUAAACAUGCAAACAUAAGUGAUUAUUAUUGUGAAUGCAAAUGAACAAUAUAUGACAUGACUAACCUCGGGUCUGGGUAGUCCUGCAGGUACCCGGGUCCUACUCAGGACCCAACCAACCCGAGUACCAGAGUUACCCAUCCCAGCCCUAAUUGAUACCCCAUAAAAAUGUGAAUGGGGGUGGUCGGGUAGCCUGGUGGUUAAAGCGUUCGCUUGUCACGCCCUGGUUCAAUUCCCGACAUGGGUACAAUGUGUGAAGCCCAUUUCUGGUGUCCCCCGCCGUGAUAUUGCUGGAAUAUUGCUAAAAGCGGCGUAAAACCAUACUCACUCACUAUAAAGCUGAGUUCUACUUGCCCUUGGGAUACGUCUGACCCACUGACGCCGGCUUGUGUAAAUUUCUAUCCCUGCUAGAAAAACAGCCAGACACAGGGUUACAAUAAAUUCAAAGGUCAGUACAACAUACCCACCCUCAUCCAGUGAUAGAUGCAAUGUUACCACAUUAUUAUUAUCAUUGGAACAUAUGGUUUCGAAUGACAAUGCUGUUGUACCCAUCAGUUUUUUAUGUGAUGUUAAAAUGUAAAAAUUGUAUGUGUUUUCAUUUAAUCAACAUCAUAAAGAACAUUGUUUCUGUCUUAAGAUGUUUUGGGUCAAUAUGCUAAGAUGAAGGCCAAACAAAAAUAAUGGAAAAAUGGUUGGUUGAUUUGUUGUUAAAGUUAUUUAGCGAAAACUUUAGAAAGAUACCAACAACACAAAAACACAAUCAACAAAACAUUUCAUUUUGGGGCAGACACAGGAAAUAAGAAAUACAUUUCCUGCUGGUUUGUCUGGCGACAGUUUUUGAUAGUAUAACAUGAAAAAGGUCAAGGUCAACAAGAAAUAUUAAUUGAAUUUUUAUUGUCAAUUUUCUCAAGCCGUUUUAUUCUGUAGUUUGUACUGCAAUCUGUUUCAUGAAAGUAGAUAAUGUCCCUUGUGAGCAUUUCUGUAAAUGAGUAGGGACAUUCAACCUUAUGUUAUAAUAUUACCGGUAUGUAAAACCUAAUAUUGUUAUUUUAGUUCCUUUAAAAACUAAAAAAAAUUCCCUAGCAGAUAUAUUGUGAAUAUUCAGGGCAUUUUAACCCUUGCAACAUCAUUGUGAUAGUUAAUAUUAUUUAAGAAUUAUUAUGAUACUCCAUAAUUUAGUUUUUCAAAUAUUUGAACGAGGGCAAAUCUUUUACCCAAGCUAUUUUCUUAAGCAUUGUUAAGAGAUGUAGACAAAAAGUACAAACAAAAAGGCUGCUUGUUCCCUGAUAUAACCUGACAAAUGAGUUUCAUACUAAUAUUUCAAUGUUUUUCGUAACUGAAAAAUUGACUUUUCCGGUAGGUAUGUCCUUUGUUUUCAGAGAUCGAGUACUAGUGAUCAAACGUAGUUAAACAUCGAUGAAACCGAGCCCCUACUGUGCUUCUGAUUUCUGUAAAAAAAUCUGUAAUGUACACAAAAAAUACGGACUGUCAUGUAGAUUUCCAAACUUGUUCGGAUUACUGAUAAAGAUUACGUACAGAAUGGUCCAGUAGUUGAUCAAGCUUAUUGGAGCAGGGCACAUGAUAUGGUGAAUACGGUAAUAUGACCUGCCCGAAGUAACUCAGAUGGUAAAACUGGACAGGUCGUUGUUAACGCUAUUUCUUCUGUGUUUAUUAAAAUUGCAGAAUUGUAUGAAAUGGAACAGGCACUUAGGAACUGAUUAUAGAAUUGUUAACGGCAUUUCAUGUUUAUGUUCAUCUGUAUCAGUGAUGCUUCUUCAAAUUAAUUACCAGUAUGUACCGGUAUGUAUUAUAAGAAUUACUCAUUGGAUAAAAGAUCUGGUCAGCUUUGGGAAGCAGUAAUGAAAUGUCAAUAGAGGGUUAUUGCUUGUUGUAUGUUAUAGGUAAUUUUCUACCAAGUAUAUGGAGUGUGAAAGCUGGUCUGUUCAUAUGUUGUUUUGAUUUGUUAAUAAAGAAAUUGUUUAUUUUUA